Phasianus colchicus (ring-necked pheasant) is the source of this 4561-nucleotide messenger RNA. The record is from RefSeq and is a predicted model, not a curated record. NCBI's taxonomy places the organism in Eukaryota, Metazoa, Chordata, Aves, Galliformes, Phasianidae.
UUGUUUUUUUGCUUUUUUUUUUUUUUUAAUACUGUGCUGGAGAACUCAAGGCAAAACAAAGAAACUGCCUCCUCUGGGGUUGUCAGUGAGAAAGGACGAGUUGUGCAACUGGUUUGGGAUUUCCAAGAGGGCGAGGGGGUGGGAAUCAGAAGAAGGUGCAAAGCCACAAAGUGUGAGUGCAAGUGUGUGUGUAAGGGGGUAUGUGUGAAAAAUCCCUUCCAGCACCCCUUUCCACUGGUUUUUAUUUAUUGUUGUUGUUGUUCAUUCUGCUGUCAUCUAUUUUUCAGACCUUUCUGCAUCUAAGAUGGUGAAGAAAGGAGUGAGGAAGAGAGCAAAAUAACUACUGGGAAGUCUCAAAUCAGCUCUUUUUUCUGAGGGAGGACUCGAAGGAUUAAAAGGCAGCAACUUCUGAGGCGAUCUGUCCCCUGAGUUAUGGAUGUUGGUGCACUUACUUCAGGCCAGAUCAGAGCUCAGAGGGAUCUAACCAGAAGCAGCAACCACCGGCUCUCCACUUGCCUUUUACCAGGUUUUACCCAUCCAGUAUGUUUCUUUUGAUAAGACAUUUUCCAGCGCCCAGAGUUUCAGUACAAUGUGCAAAUGGAUACUGACAAAUGGUGCCUCAGCCUUUUCCCACCUGCCUUGUUGCUGCUUGCUGCUGCUCUUCUUGGUGUCUUCUGUGCCUGUCACCUGCCAUGACCUCGGCCAGGACAUGCUGUCCCCGGAGGCCACCAACUCUUCUUCUUCAUCAUCCUCCUCCUUCCCCUCGUCCUUCUCCUCUCCUUCCAGUGCGGGGAGACACGUGCGGAGCUACAAUCACCUCCAAGGAGACGUGCGCAAGAGGAAGCUCUACUCUUACAACAAAUACUUUCUCAAGAUCGAGAAGAACGGCAAGGUCAGCGGCACCAAGAAGGAGAACUGCCCCUUCAGCAUAUUGGAGAUAACAUCUGUAGAAAUUGGAGUUGUGGCAGUUAAGUCCAUCAAAAGCAACUAUUAUUUAGCUAUGAACAAAAAAGGAAAAGUCUACGGCUCCAAGGAGUUUAAUAGUGAUUGCAAAUUGAAGGAAAGAAUAGAAGAAAAUGGAUACAAUACAUAUGCAUCCUUAAAUUGGAAGCACAAUGGAAGGCAAAUGUUUGUUGCUCUGAAUGGAAGGGGAGCCACAAAGAGGGGACAGAAAACAAGAAGAAAAAACACUUCAGCUCACUUUCUUCCAAUGGUAGUAGUGUCAUAGAUGAAGGAACUAUUUUAUCAGUGCAGUUGAACCAAAGGCUCUUAUGUCACUAAUAAUUGGUAAUCUUCUUGAAGAAUAAUUGCAAAGAAAUAGUGCAGACAUCUGCUUGUUUGAAAAGAGCAGGGGAAUCCUCUGAAGUUUUUGUACUAAUUACUGGCAAAUGAAGUACUUUUAUUUAGUUCAGUGUUCUAUCUUAAGAGCAAGAUAGAAGCUGAAUCAAAGGGGAUAUAAGUCAUUGCCGGUGUGAACAUUUUUUCUCUCUCUGCAACAGAACUUAAGGAAUGUGAGACAAUCUAAUGAAUGAUCUUCGUGGGGAAAGUUAUUUAUGGAAUACUAACUCAUAUAAAGACCUUAAUUGCUCAUUCAAGCCUAUGAACAGUUAGACAUGCAAGCAUUUACUGGAAGCACUUGGGUCAUAUGCACAAAUAAAGAUGCUUCUGGAGAAGCCUUGUGGAAGAAUGGAUAGGGUUAAGAAAUAUAAUCAAAGCAGUAUCAAACUGUUCUAACAAAACGAAUAGUAUGGUUUGCUUGUAUGUUCUAACUUCACUCCUUUUUAUUUCUCUCUAAGUUAUUUAUUUAAUAGGAUGUUAAAUAUCUUUUUUUUAUUUGAAAUGUUUUCCUCAUUUGCUUCUUUGUUGUUUUCCCUUUUUCUCAGUACUUCACAAAGGGUUGAUAAGUUAAAAUAUCAGAACCUCGUAAGUACUGUGAGAAUAGGUAAUGGACAAGGCUUUAAAGGCAGAAUUUAAUGUGUAUAAUCCCUUUUUUUUUUUUUUUUUUUUUUCUAACUCUCUUGCACUUAAACAAAAGACCAAACAUGCAGUGCUUGGAUUAAUGGUAUUGUGUGUCUUUAUGUUUGAGAGGUUUUCUUACUUAUUAGCACUCAGAAACAAACUUCAAGAAAUGCUUCAAAGGGACUUUCUGCUAUUUUUAAACUGAGAGCAGGGGCCACCUCUGUACUUGGGUAUCAAUGUAUCUGUGUGUAUAUUCAUCUGACUUUGACUUCAGUGUGGAAUUAAGAACAAAUGCAUGCAUUGCAAUCAGUAAGAAAUCUUGUAGCAAGCACUGGGCUGGAACCUAGAUGUGGACAGUCCUGUAAAAAUCGCUGAUAAUUCCAUUGUUAAAAUUAAACAAUAUGAAAUUUCCAAGAGUUAAAUUUGGUCUUUGAAAGUUGAGAUAGACACACCGUCCUUAUUCAAUUAAUGUGGCCGUUCAGCACAUUUGUCCUUGUUAACAGCUUGAAGAGUCACAGAAAAAGAGUGGGAGCAAUACCUAAAUAAGGACUGAGGGAUAGGGAAUCCAAAAUCAUGCUCGUGUAUUUAUCAGAGAUUAUUACUCACAUGUAUAUUAUAUAUGAGAGCCAACGAAAAAGCUGUGCUGGUAUCCAGCUUUAGCAUGCCUUUCCUAUCCACCUUAGUCACUGAAGGCUCCAAAUGCAUAAUAUCCAGCACAUUUUCAUUAAGUGUUACUAUUCCCAUGGCUUAACUUGAGCAACUGCAGUAUAACAAAACUAAGCAUAAUAUGAAGUCUGUUCAAUUAAAGGUACAUAAGGUUUGUUUUAUGUUUUGCUUUACUCUGUAAUUUUAUAGAGCUCUGGAUAGCUCACCAAUGUAACCAUAUUGAGAUUCAUUUUGUUAGAGCAGAUAAAUAGAAAACAAUACAACAAAUAAUUUGUACCACUGUCUUCACAUUGUAUUCCACUAAAUAAAUAAUUAAGCCUUUGCAGUGUCUGUAGUAAGAAACAGAAGUAGUAUAAUAUUAUUUUGUUCUAAAUACUUUUAAGUGAUAACUAUGAGAUUAUAUUGAUGAUGCAGUUUUAUCUUCAAUAUUUCUUGUUGUGAAAAAGUCAGUUUUAUUUUUAUUGUUUGGAAACUGUAUUUUGGUACAAAGGAGAGCCUUGCUUAAUGUUUCUUUUUGAGAAUGUUUAAUCUCUAUAAAGGCUGGUGUUGUUGGAAUCUUCUCUAAGUUAUUUAAGUCGAUGUUUAACCAGCACUUCAAUCUUAAUCUGUUAUUUAAGUAUUAGCUGUUAAAAAAAAAAAAAAAAAAAAAAAAUGCUUUCCCAUGAAAAUACAAUGUGGUCAGACUGUAUUUCCUGUCUUUAAAUAAAGUUAACUCUUUUAAAACCAGAAAGUAAUUCGAGACACAACAUUCUAACUGAUAGCUAACAUUACAUUUCAUGGUUCUUUGUCUCCAGCUUGCUUCUUCACAAAUGAGGUUUUCUAGAAACAGAAAUAAGAAUUUCAGAUUUUAAAUGUAAUUCCAGGUGAUCAGCAAAACUUAAUCACCAUAAUAAAUGUGGGUCUCUGCUGUUAAAAAUUUGUAAUCAAUAACUAGAACUGACAAGACAUAGUGGACCACCCACAGUGAAUGUUCAGUGUUAGCCUGGGCAAAUGCAGUAUUGGAUUACUACUUAAAGAACAUUUAGGGUACAAAUGAGGUUCUCUUGACAGAAUUACCUGGUUUAUAUGAUCUGGGGAGGGUUUGGCAUAAAUAUUAUCGUAGUACUCAAAACACUAUGCUGCUCAGAGGCCAAAAUUGGGAAAAAUAUCACUUUUCCAAAGUGAGUCAGGAGCCAUUUCUGACAUGAAUUUCUUAGAAUGAACCAUAACAAAAUGUCCUUGAAGGAAACAAUGAUUCCUGCAUGAUUAACAUACUGUAAUACCCACUGGUGGUGGGAGGGGAGCAAACUGCAGACCUUUUUUCUAGAGUUUCACAGUUCCUCAACCAUAUCCUCUGUUCUCUGUCAGACAGACUCUUGAGGAGGAGAGAUUUAAAAAAGAAAAGAAAAACAAAAAUCACUGAGCAACAAUGUAUUGCAUGUUAUAGUUAAAUAAAAGUAAUAAAAUAUGGGGAAUAGAGAAUAAGACUAUUGUCUUUGUUUUAUUAACGUGAAUUGAUACUGCAAAAUACAUAUAAAAAGGGAAAAGAUACGUUGUACUAGAGGAUGUGGUUUGCUUCUAUAUAGCACUGAAACAAAACAAAAAUCACUAGGACAUUUAUAAAGUUUCUUUAAUUCUUUGCAUGUGUAAGUCAGCUAUCUCCACACUAAUAACAACCAAAUGCUUUAGAUUCUUCCCAUAAGUAUUCAGAUUCACCUAGUUUAUUCAGUGGAAAAAAUAGUGAAUUUAAAGCAAGGACUUUUGAUGAAAGAAUGGUGGGUCUUAAGAAGAAGAAUGAGUACUUACACUUUUAAAAUAAACUUUGGAGAAGGAAAAACAGUUGCAUUUUAUGUAAGUCUUCAUUCAAGGCAUUCCAGGUUAUAAAGUUCUCUAGAGGUUAGUAAACUUAACUAAUACAAGUUGGCGAGUCAACAUUUGUAAUCCAUGCCUCUGCUGA